Molecule: messenger RNA, 976 nt
Organism: Lutra lutra (Eurasian river otter)
Lineage: Eukaryota; Metazoa; Chordata; Mammalia; Carnivora; Mustelidae
Product: RNA polymerase II subunit A C-terminal domain phosphatase SSU72-like
Exons: 1
Coding region: 70-666 (198 amino acids)
Biological process (GO): termination of RNA polymerase II transcription
Cellular component (GO): mRNA cleavage and polyadenylation specificity factor complex; nucleus
Molecular function (GO): RNA polymerase II CTD heptapeptide repeat phosphatase activity
Source: RefSeq, a predicted model, not a curated record
GUCGCCAUUUUCUAGCAAAGAAACACUGUUGUUAGGUGGGCCCUCAGGACCGGUUGUGUCACAGUUGGUAUGGCAGCCGCUAUGUCAACGCUGCCGCUGCGAGUGGCAGUGGUGUGCUCGAGCAACCAGAACCGGAGCAUGGAGGCGCACAACAUCCUCAACAAACGGGGAUUCAUUGUCCGUUCUUUUGGAACGGGAACCCAUGUAAAGCUCCCGGGACCAGCACCUGACAAGCCAAAUGUUUACGAUUUCAAAACGACCUACGACCAGAUGUACAACGACCUCGUUCGCAAGGAUAAAGAUCUCUACACGCAGAACGGCAUUUUACAUAUGCUGGAUAGGAAUAAGAGGAUCAAGCCCCGCCCAGAAAGGUUCCAGAACUGUAGAGAUAUUUUCGAUCUGAUUCUUACCUGCGAAGAGAGAGUGUACGAUCAGGUGGUGGAAGAUCUGACUUCAAGAGAACAAGAAACCUGCCAGCCGGUACAUGUGAUCAACGUGGAUAUCCAAGACAACCUUGAAGAAGCCACCCUGGGCGCCUUCCUCAUCUGCGAGCUAUGCCAGUGCAUUCAGCACACUGACGACAUAGAUAACGACAUCGACGAGCUGCUCCAAGAGUUUGAGGAGAAGAGCGGCAGAGCCUUCCUGCACACUGUCUGCUUCUACUAACCGGCCUGACCUAACCUGACGUUGGUUGCACCACCCACCCUCAAGAAGCCAUUUUUUCGGCUUUCUUUUGUCAGUACUUUGAACUUCUUCGUGUCCGUUUUUACUUAUUCUGCUGGCAGUGGGUAGUGGUACCCGAUAAACGGUACUUACGAAAUGAGAAGAUACACAUCAAGGCCAAACCAACACCAGUCAAGUUUGUUCUCUCCCGCUUUUAUUUGUGAGUGGGAUGUUGAUUAUAAAGUUUUUUCCUCUAACAAACAAACAAAAACAAACAAAAAAACCCAAAACCUUUAAAUAAACAGUGGUUUAU